UUUAGUAGGUUUGUGCAUCGGUUGUACCAAAAUGGCCGCCACUUGUUAGUAGCGUAUUUUUCUUCGGUCCGACGUGUAUUUUGUAAAAAAAAGCUACAUUCAGUGCCUUCACGUAGUAACGUAUAUGUGCCGCGCGUCUCCACGAAUGGUGUGUCGUGUUGAACGAUUCGAAACCUCGCGAUUUUAGAAUGUUUCACUCUUAAAUGCUCUUCAACGGGAUGCUGUAUGAAAAACCGAGAGACGGAAUAAUCACCCAUCACCAGCCAUGUUCGUCGAGUGUUCUUUUGUUGUGACAGUCGUGAUAUAAUAUUCUUCGUGCGACGCAACGCUACACCAACGCAAUCUUGCGUACGCAUUAUCGUAUCCUGCUUUCCUUCGUAGACCUUCGUCCUGUUUGGCCUCCUCUUUCCUUUCUGCCUCACCUUUACCUCAUCUUCUCUUACUUUAGCUCACCUUUACCUUAUUUCCAUAUAUCAUACCACAUCAUACUAUAUUACAUUACACCAUACCAUACCACUUCAUACUACUCUGUCUUUUACCUUAUCUCAUCUUAUAUUACUUCAAUUUAUCCUACCUUGGUUUAUUUCACUUCACUCAAUCCUUUUUUCUUACUUCAUUUUGCCUCACCUUACUCUACCUUGUGUUAUUUCAUCUCAUCUCAUUUUAUAUCAUUUUACUUUACCUUUCUUUAUCCUGCAGGAGCAUCUUAUUAGCGUUUGCUUAUCAUCAUCAUAGAUUAAAUGAAAGUGAAGUGAGUGAAAGAAGUGCAAACAAUGGUUUAAUCGUUUCCGAGACGGUGAUUUCACGAUAUUGACGAUCAACCAUGCGCUGGGCAGCCUCGCAAGUUUGAAAAUGAUGAACUGCAGGCGCUACUCAAUGAGAACCCGAGACUCAAAUACAAAAGGAACUUGCCGAGCAGCUUGGUGACGCAACCAACGCUUUCGGUUCGAUUGCACCAGCUGGGAAAAAUUCACAAAGAAGGAAAGAAGGUCGGUAGCAGUAAUAGAGGUGAAGGAGAGGUGGAGCUCAAAGAAGGGAUGAAUGGAACGGCGGCGCUGCGACGCAGCGUUGGGGCUGGUGCAGGCGCCAUUGGUGGUGGGACCAUUGAGCCAGCACCCAUUGCUACUCUUGUCGUAUAUAAAGACGAUGCUGGAUUUGGAAUGAAAGUUUCUGGCGAUAAUCCAGUUUAUGUCCAAUCCGUAAAAGAAGGUGGAGCAGCAGCAAGAGCAGGUCUUCAUGCAGGUGACAAAAUAAUUAAGGUGAAUGGUGUUAAUGUGAUGCAGUCUACACAUACUGAUGUAGUUCAGCUCAUAAAAUCAUCGACGCAAGUGGUACUGACGGUGCAGCAGAAACCAGUGACAAGCGGUGCAGCGACAGUAGCAACAGCGACAGCUACGGCAACAACGACAACUUCUGGUCUACAAGUCGGAUUUGGAACGGGAACAGCUGCCACCACUAUCACUACCACUACCACCAGCACUACCAUCACUAGUACUGUCAUCACCGCUGCAGCGAAUCAACAGCAUCAACGUCCGGUCAGUCUAUCAGCAGCCGGAAACAUGUCACCUUCACAACCAGCGACCUCCUUGCAUAGAGCAUCUACCGCACCUGCUGGUGGGGCUCUAUGCAACACCCGAAUUACAGGCCCACAGCCAGUUGAUCAUGAGAAGAAACGACAGUUGGAAACACAAAGAGUUCACACAUUCCAGCUUAUGUUGGAGAAGGAACAAAGUUACGUGGAUAAAUUACGAAGUGAAUUAGCUAAAACUGGCACUGGCACUGGCAAUGGCAAUGGCGGUGUCAAUAUCACAGCUUUGCAGAACGAAUUGGCAGGUGCUGAAAGAAGAGUACGAACCUUGCAGGAACAGCUCGCAGCGAUUACAACUAAUGAACAGCUUUGCUCAUUGGUAACAAACACCUCGUGCUCCCCGAGCUAUUAUCCACCCUCGAAUCCAAAUGACGGCAGUGGAACAGACCUGCCACCCCCAUUACCGUCGCGUAAAUCCUUAUCCAUGCAAAGUCUCUCUCCACCGCCUUUACCUCCCAGACCUCCACCCAUCACAAACAUGCACAACACAGCCCAGCUGGAGCUGGAUCGACAUCUGCUGACUCAUUUAACGCCUUCAAUCGUCAGUCAGGGUAUUCCUAACUCUUUUUCUCAGGAUGUCAAUUUAAGCGCUUCGAAUGUGCUUGCCAAACAUCAACGGACAAAAUCGAGUCCAGAACAAUUAGGAACAGCAACGAUGUCACCCUCGGAAGCCAGCAGACGUUUAAUUGCUUCUGAAUCAAUGAAUGAUCUGUCACUUCCGAAACAUGUAGGGCACAAUGAUAUUGAUAUAAAGGAAUUGCCGCAUAUCACGCCACCGGGUACACCGCCGCCGCCAUAUCCGGUCUCCACUUUAGGACACGAUAUCUUCUCAUCCACGCUAAAUGAUACCCUUGGCAGUGAUACCAUUCCCGGAUUACCAGCGUUCCAACAACCAAUUAUGUCAAUGGAAGAAGACGACGUUAGCGACCAAGAAAUUGGUCAGUUGGAAGAUCACGGCCCGUUUCAAUCUUUAUCUAGGCUGUGGGGGCAUCAUGCACAUCUUGCUGUAUUUAUUAAUUAUGUUCUAUCUAACAGUGAUCCUUCUAGCCUGUUAUUUUAUUUGGUAACGGAUUUGUACAAGGAGGGAAAUGCCAAAGAAAUGAAAAAAUGGGCAUAUGAAAUACAUUCUAGUUUUUUAGUACCUGGUGCGCCAUUACGUCUACAUAAUGUAGAUGAAAAUGUCGCGAAUGAAAUAGACGAUGUCCUUUUCAAGGAGUCUGAUAAAGAAGAGAUUCUUAGAAAGAUUUUUUGGAAAGCACGUACUAGGGCGAAGGAAGAAUUGAAUGAACAGUUGAUUCAUUUCCAACAGAAAAGGACCGCAGGAUUAGCUACAAUUUUUGGCCCGACAGACAACUCGCUCGAUGAAAGUAUAUCUGAUAAAGCACGUGAAACAAAGAUCAUUGAAACGUAUCUUUUGCCGAAAAUGGAACCUUACCUAGAAGAUAUAGAGAAGGAACAUGUAGAUCUGCGUUUGUUCACAACGGCAGCCGGUCUAGCUACAAUUUUGAUAAAGAUCUUUCAAUUACGUCCGGUUUGGGCCGAUCGAGUGCCCACUUUCGUUGCAAAAGAUAAAUCCAAUAUCAAGGCACGGUUGCUUACUGGUAAAACACGUAAGAUGACUAUCAGAGGACACCAUUUUGUGGCACAUCAGUACUUCACAAUAACUUAUUGCAAUCACUGUCAGCUUAUCAUUGGUGGCAUCGGUCCUCAGGGAUACCUGUGUAGUGAUUGUUCUCUCAGCGUACAUCGACAAUGUGUCCGUGUAGUAGAAGAAAAUUGCCCGGGCCCGUUGAUGAAAAAGGAAAGAACCAAUGAUAGAAUUAGUAAACUGAUGGAACGUAUUCGACCCGAGAGAAAACUUCCUUCAUCCCAUCAUUAUCAUCAUCAUCAUCAUCAUUCGCAGAACCAUAUAUUUCAUCUGGAAAAAAAUAAAAGAGGUGAAGAAGAUUCUGGUGCAUUGACAGAUGGAGAAAGCGGAGAACAACGUUCAGGUAGCUUAACCGGAAAUGUUCGCAACAGUUGCGAGAGAGCACGAAUUUCCGGUUUAGGAGGAACAAGUGAUCAUGCUGAGAGCAUAGACAAUCCUUCUUCACGAGAAGAUAUUUCCGAGAUGGUCCAGCAAAAUAUUUCCAGUAAGCCAAAGACGUCAAACAUCAACAGGUCUGAAAGUUACAAGGAACGGAUACAUCAUAAGCGGCAAUUGAGGGAAAAAAGGAAGACCAGUGAUCCGAAUCUCUCUAAAACAAACGAUUGUGAGUCUUCCAAUACGUUUCCUGGAAACUCGGCUGGCAGUUCGUCGAAUAGCAGCCUAUCGACAAGGAGUCUAGAUAGUCCUAGUACCAGCCUAGAACAAGUACAUCCUACCACGUCGGCAACAAACGCAUCAACUUCGUGGGACAGUGAUGUUGAUGUCGAAGCUGACCCGCCUGAUUGGAGUCAAGCUGUUGCUGAGGAUGUUCUUGCACAUCUUAGCAAUUCCGAGAAAAAAAGACAAGAAGUUAUUAAUGAACUGUUUCAUACCGAGCGUUCCCAUGUUCGCGCGUUGAACGUUCUUCUGCAUGUCUUCCAUAAACCGUUGCUGGAGUCACAAGUGCUGCCAUUAGAUCAAAUACAGUUGCUUUUCUCAAAUCUGGACGAGAUGUUAAUGAUCCACUCGCGCUUCAAUCAAUCGAUGAAGCGAAAGAAGAAGGAGAAUCCAUGCGUGGGUGACGUGGGUGAGCUUCUGCUGGAGAUGUUCGACGGUGAAGCCGGUGAGGCGUUUGAAAGAGCCGCGUCGACUUAUUGUGCUAAGCAGCAGGUAGCAUUAGACGCUCUGCGUGAUCGUCGACGCAAGGAUUCCAAACUGAAUUCUUUUCUGAACGAGAUAGAAGCAAAUCCACUCUGCCGCCGGCUUCAGCUGAAGGAUCACAUACUUACCGGCAUGUUGCGGCUGACUAAAUACCCGCUGCUUUUCGAGAAUCUUGCUAAGUAUACGCUAGAUAGUAAUGAAAAGGAGAAAGCGGCCGUGUUACGAAGUCUUGAACGCAGCAAAGAGAUCCUAAGUCGCGUGAAUCAGGCAGUGAGGGAGGCCGAGGAUCAUCAGCGGCUCGCCGAGAUUCAACGAACGAUCGAUCGGUCAGCCUUCGACAAAUUUGAUCAUCCGACCGUACAGGAAUUCAAGAACCUCGACAUCACGAAGCGUAAGCUGAUCUAUGAAGGACCCUUGCAAUGGCGUCGCACCGAGCCGAAUCGCUCGAUGCCAAAUCGUUCGGUGCCAAAGCCGGUGGAUUUGCACGUGGUAUUACUCGACGAUACAAUCUUCUUCCUACAUCGGCAAGACGAUAAGUAUCUACUAAAAUUUAUCAACACGACAAAUCAAGCAGGUAAUGCCGUGCUCAGUCCGAUCGUCAAACUGUCCACCGUAUUGGUGCGUCACAACGCUGCUGAAAAGGACUCCCUCUACUUGGUUAAUACCUCUCAGAACGGAGCGCAGAUGUACAAUCUGGUGGCGCCAUCCUCCGCGGAGCGCAAACUUUGGUGCAAGCACAUCUCCGAGGCUGUGGAGGCUUACAAGACGCGCGAUCGUCAGGGUAGAAGGCCAACUCCGCCCACUACCCUUCCGGAAGAGCCGACGCACAUAACGGAAGACGCGUCUCCCUCUGUCACGGAAGCGGACAGCAUAACCGUUGAGAAGGAUCAAUUGCAGGAUCGAGAAUCGCGAGAACUCGGACAAGAUGAUGUUGCUGUUACUACUGUUACUUCCACUCCUACUUCUGCUUCUACCGCUGCAACUACUACUACUUCUACUACUACUACUACUAUUACUACUACUACUACUACUACUGCUACUACUACUAUUAGUACCGCUGUUGAUAUGCAAGAACAUGACGAGAAGAUACCAGAUUCUUCUACUACAGAGACUCCUACGACGGAACAAACACAACAGCGAAUGCAACAACAAUCUACUGAGUCACCAACAACAGGUAUGGCGGAACCACUCCGGAUGGUUACAUGUACUCAGUUCUCAUUAAUAGAUCCUUUAGAAGUUCACGUGGAAGUACCACCGGUGCAUAUUGCAGAACCAGUUUUCACACCAAUAGAAUGUCUGAGACGAAAGGACGAAAUAAUAAAACAGACCCUGCUCGAAAAACAAUUAUUGAUGGCGGACAUAUUAAAUAUUCCUAAAGAAGAUUUUGAGCAUGUAGCAGACAUGGCAUCUGAACCAUCCACUGUGGAAAAAGAACCUGCUGAACUCAUACUUGCUGCUAUUAACCAAACGGACCAGCUGGUAGGAAUGUUGAAUUCUGCAUUGAAUGUAAGCGAAACGGAAACGGUAUUUGCAUCGCGUGGGGCAUCGGUGCUACCAUCUCCCAUAUGUGAAGCCACCGGUUGUCCUUCGUUACGGAGCCACUUGCAUCCUCAGCAAUCAGUUAUGAAUAUAAUGCAACCAAUUUGUCAUUAUCUCACAUCCCAACUGUCGCAGCUAUCACAACUUCUGGAUAUCAUUAAGGAAAGGGAAGAAGAACGGGAAAAGCUACGGCGAGAAUUGCGCAGAAGUAGAGAACGUAUACAUGCACUUGAUACUGACGUACAGCGCCGCGAAUUUCCGGGAACGACGACAACAUCUUACACGCAAACGGCACUUGAUGAUCUGUACCAAGAAAGUUACACCGAUGACCUCACUCGGAAUGAGGAGCCCGUCGAUAUGCAGGGAGAAAUAGCUGUAGAUGUGGAUGCAGAAAACCUUGAAUUGAAAACGGAAACUGAAGUAAUGGGCGACAGCGUUGGCUGAAACACAUCUAUGAAUCGUCUUAUAUCAAUUAUAUCUUUGUCGAUCUGGUGCAUUUCAAGAGCGGUGCUGAAAUGCCCUCGCAUUCAUGAAGAAAUCAAAAUUAUUUGUAAAAAGAUGGAAACUAUGGACAACGUAUAUAUGCUUGCGAGAUUCAUGGCAAAUAAUUCUUUGCCAUAGGCGAUAAUACACUAAACAUGUACAGGGAGCUAUAUAGCAAAAAAUAUUAACUGUUUUGUUUAUUUAAUAACUUAGAAAGUUUGACAAAAGCGUAUGUUAUAAAUGCUGCUGAUCUUUUUAAUUAAUAAGAAUGCAAUAAAUUAUAUUUAUAAAGUACAAUAAAAAAACUCACAAUGUAUACAUAAGCGUUUUUCUAUUAUCUUCUACAAAGAACAAGAAGAUAUAUCGCGAAAAAAAUAUCUUGUUCAAUGUUUAUUUUUUUUUAUGUUUUGCAAUCUAUGAAUUAUUCACAUAAAAAAUUUCUUUACAAUAUUUUAAUGGAAGAGAAUCUUUCGUCAAUAUAUCAAGCAAUAUAUUGACUUAAUAGAAAUUAAUAAAACAUUAGUUAUUAAAAUAUAAUAUUUCACGAAACAAUGUAUUACAUCGUUACUAAUGAAAAUAUUUACAGUAUUAUUUACAACUUAUGUUUUCGUCGAAGCCUUCAAAAGUUAUUACCAAAAUAAUGCAGCUAAUAAUUUUUGCUUUAAUCCUGUAUAUACAGAGUAUGAGUAUGUAUGAGUGGGCGAUUAAUAUCUGCCAAAGAUUUUAUGUAAAUGGAUUUACAUAAUUCGCGCUACAUAUAUAUAUAUGUGUAUGUGUGCGUGCGUGCGUGCGUACGUGCGCGCGCUAUGUGUAUAUGCAUGUGUGUGUAUAUAUAUAUGUGUAUAUAUGUGUGUGUAUGUAUAUAUGUGUGUGUGUGUGUAUACACAUGCACACGCAUGUGCACAUGCAAUUCUUAAACGUAACUUUUGUACGUCUCGCGUUAUUUUUGUGUAUCAGGUCUUGUAGAUUACUAUUAUUAUUCUUAACAUCAUUAUUAUUAUUAUUGUUAUUAUCAUUAUUAUUAUUAUUGGAAGCCUGUUUUAUAUAUAAAGGAGAAUGAUAAAAUAAUGCGCGAAAAAGUUGUAGAAACACGUAUUAAUAUAAUUAUUAUUAUUGAUUUAUUGAUUUAUAUCAAACUCGCUAUAAUGGAUAUAAGCCUGGGUUCUGAUUCUUGUCUAUAAAACUGUAACAUUAGAGAAAUUAUAAAACUCCACCUUUGAA
Dinoponera quadriceps is the source of this 7619-nucleotide messenger RNA. It is a transcript of the gene RhoGEF2, whose product is annotated as rho guanine nucleotide exchange factor 12. Bases 1038 to 6359 code for a protein of 1773 amino acids. The record is from RefSeq and is a predicted model, not a curated record. Lineage: Eukaryota; Metazoa; Arthropoda; Insecta; Hymenoptera; Formicidae. The transcript is spliced from 28 exons. Gene Ontology annotation, cellular component: cytoplasm. Gene Ontology annotation, biological process: G protein-coupled receptor signaling pathway. Gene Ontology annotation, molecular function: guanyl-nucleotide exchange factor activity; G protein-coupled receptor binding.